UUUUUGUCCCUAUAUCAAGCAUUCAUCAUCACAUUUGACAAAGAGCAAAGGCCACAAGGGAACACAGAGGGUGAAAGAGAGAGAGCAAUGGAAGGAAUACGGCAUAAGAUGGUGAAUGUCAAUGGUAUAUCGAUGCAUGUAGCUGAAAAAGGAGAAGGACCGGUUAUCCUCUUCCUUCAUGGCUUCCCGGAACUAUGGUACACUUGGAGGCAUCAAAUUCUUGCACUAAGCUCUCUCGGCUACCACGCUGUUGCCCCGGAUCUCCGUGGCUAUGGUGAUACCGAAGCUCCCACUGCUAUCACUAGCUACUCUUGCAUGCACAUCGUUGGUGACCUCGUUGCACUCAUUGACUCUCUUGGUGUAGAGCAGGUCUUUCUGGUUGCUCAUGAUUGGGGUGCCAUUAUUGGAUGGUACCUUUGCUUGUUUCGUCCCGAUAGAGUCAAAGCUUUUGUGUGCCUCAGCGUCCCGUUCAUGCCAAGAAAACCACAGAUGAAGCCUGUUGAGAGCAUGAGACUUUUCUUUGGAGAUGAUUACUAUAUUUGCAGAUUCCAGGAACCUGGAAAGAUUGAAGCAGAGAUAGCUCGCUAUGGAGCUUCAAAUGUUCUAAAGAAAAUCAUUUCGAGUCGAAAACCAGGUCCCCCUUGCAUGCCUAAAGAUAAUGCUUUUGGUAUCAAACCAGAUACCCCAAUUACCUUGCCAUCCUGGUUCUCUGAAGAAGAUCUUAGUUAUUAUGCCAACAAAUUCAAUAAAAAAGGCUUCACUGGUGCUCUUAACUACUACAGAGCUUUUGAUUUAAACUGGGAGCAGACAGCACCAUGGACUAAUACACAAGUGAAAGUACCUGUGAAGUUCAUUGUGGGGGAUCUUGACAGCGUUUAUACCACACCAGGGAUGAAGGAAUAUGUUAAUGGUGAAGAUUUCAAAAGAGAUGCGCCCAUGUUAGAUGAAGUUGUGAUAAUGGAGGGUGUUGGUCAUUUCAUCAACCAAGAAAGAGCUGAUGAAAUUAACUCACACAUUCUUGAUUUCAUAAUAAGUUUCUGAUCUGCUUUGUUUCAUCUCUAUGCUCAAAGCUGCUUUGUUAUCUCUUUUAGUUUUAUUAAUGCGAUUUCUCAUGUUAGAUUCUA
Gossypium raimondii (Peruvian cotton) is the source of this 1124-nucleotide messenger RNA. RefSeq lists its product as uncharacterized. Bases 88 to 1041 code for a protein of 317 amino acids. Lineage: Eukaryota; Viridiplantae; Streptophyta; Magnoliopsida; Malvales; Malvaceae. The transcript is spliced from 3 exons. The record is from RefSeq and is a predicted model, not a curated record. Gene Ontology annotation, molecular function: epoxide hydrolase activity.